GUCGGUUACGUUCGCUCUAGAUGACAAGUUACAAGGCGUUUCAUUCUCAGUUGACGUCCAUCAUGGAGGCACUGACCAAAGCGGCCGUGGCGGAGAUCUGCGAACUGGUGGAGGACAGCUACGCCGUGUUGCAGCUGGAGAUCACCCGGAGCCACAAGGAGAACGAGACGCUAAGGAGGAAGCUGGAGCUCAUCGAGACCAUCAUCGCCCGGGGGCACCGGGGUAACGGCGCUAUGUUGGAUUACGGCGAGCCGGAGGAGGAGGAGGCCGGCGGGGGGCUGAUGGAUUUCGAACGUGCCUUUUCAACUGGGGUGGGCGCCAAACAGCCAAAAGCAAAUGUGAAAAGAAGAGUCCUUGCUGUGGAGGUGGCGACAGAGAUGAGCCCUGCGCCCAAACAGGACACCGUGUCAGCAGCUGCAGAGGAGCCAAACGAUGAGGACGUGGUUUUGAUAAAGGAGGAAGCAGCAAAAGAGGAGGUGAGCGACGAUGCCACCGAUGAGCUGCUUCUCAACGUCGAAGGGAUGGAGGUGCCGCCAUCAGCAGCAGAUGACAGUAAAGGAUCCUCUGCCAUGAUGAGGUCCAGCUCAGUGGCCGACGUGAGGCCGUGGGAUCCCAGCAGUAACGGACUGUCAGAGCCAGCUGAGCACCAAGAAUCCCACAAUCCGCCAGGGUCCCCAGGCCCUGCAGGGUCCGCUGAGAGCAGCUCAGAUGUGGUGUUUGAUUUGGCCUCUGAGUCAGACUGUGAUGCUCCGACGAGGACGUCGCUCCUCCUCGGGCCUGGAGGGAGUCCAGGCUCGCUACCGGGGACCUCUGAGCAGAAGCAGGGCACAUCUCUGAUCAGUUCCCUCCCCUACGACACAGAGCUGGAUCUGUGCUCCUCGUGGACCAGUCAGGGCCUGCCGAGCAUGGUUUCUGUGCCUCAUCGGUCGUACCUCAAACCAGACCGCCGGCCGGCGCUCUUAGACAAAGUGCCCGACUUGAAUGCAGCAGGUUUCCCCUUGGGGUUGGGCCUCGGUGGCCCCAGACUGGACUCACUGGACCUGAACAGGUACUGCAGAGAUAGGCGAUUUGUCUGCAGCUACUGCGGCAAAUGCUUCACGUCGUCACGGAGCCUGGAGACUCAUGUGCGCGUUCACACCGGUGAACGGCCGUACAGCUGUGCUCAGUGUGGGAAGCGCUUUACGCAGUCAGGACACCUGAAGACGCACCAGAGCGUCCACACUGGAGAGCGGCCAUUCGCCUGCGAGCACUGCGGGAAGAGGUUCGCUGGGAAGCAGAACCUGAGGAUCCACCAGCAGAAACACCACCUGGCAGAACAAGGAGCUGCUGCUCCUCCUGGUCCCCCCUGUGACCCGUCAGGACGAGUCAGAGCCCGGCUCUGUUUCCUGUCCAGCGGCGGUAUGGCCGUCUUAACCAGCAAGGCGAUCCACGAGCAGCUGUCAGUCAUCAUGGGCGCGCUGACCAAAGCGGCGGUGGCGGAGAUCUGUGAGGUGGUGAACGAAGGCUACGCGGUGCUGCAGAUGGAGAUCACCCGGAGUCACAAGGAGAACGAGGACCUGAAGAAGAAACUGCACCUCAUCGAGUCCAUCGUGGUUCGGGGGAGCAGCGGGGAGAGAGCGACGGUGGAACUAGACGUCCCACCGGCCGCGGAAGGAUAUCACAUUUGGUCUGUUAUUAUUCUUCCUGUGCAGCUUCCAGAGGUGGUGCUGAUCAAAGAUGAAGACUCAGACAGUAACGACACCUUCAACGAGGAUAACAGCCCUGGUGACGGAGGGCCGGCUGCAGCCAGAGGGGCCAUCACGUCGACUCCCAUCAGCCGAAGGACAAAGAGACACCGGCCAGUGAAUGAAGAGGCUGAGAAGUCUUCAUCCUGCGAACAGCACACACUGAAAACAUCCAAACUGGCUGCAGGUACACAGAAGAACAUGUCUGUCUACAGCCUUGACUCUCCUCACAGCGAGCAGGGCUGCCCCGGACAGCUCGCCGGUGACGAGGUGGAAGCCGGCGAGUCGGCGUGUUCCUACUCGUUACAGAUGGCCCCGGACAUCCACCUGGUCCAGGAGUGCUCGCUGGUUCCUCCCAGCACCAACAGACAGACUUAUUUCCGUAACAGUGCCCUGAUCGAGUCUCGGUCUCCUUCGAACAGAACAGAAAUGGACCUCAGUCUCACAUGGACCAAACAGCCAAAAGGUCAGAUGUCUUUUGCUCAGUUUCACCAAAAUGAAAACCUGGACGCCGCCGCCUUUGGGCUCAAGCUGGUCAGCGUCUCAGGCUCAACCUCCACAGACUGCCAGCUGUCUGAGAGCAGCAACUCGGCGUUUGAGUACGAGGAUGCCGACAUGAUGAACUUUGCCCUCUACAGGGACCAGUCGGGUCGGCCUCAGCUUGGCCACGAGCAGCCGGAUGCCGGCAUCCGAGGGAAACGCUUCAUAUGCUCCAUUUGCAGCAAGUCAUACGCCACGUCUCAGAACCUGGACGUUCACAUGCGGAUCCACACAGGCGAGCGGCCAUUCAGCUGCAGCCAGUGCGGCAAGAAGUUCACUCAGUCGGCACACCUGAAGUCGCACCUGAGUGUGCACUCGGGAGAGCGGCCUUACGCCUGCACGCUCUGCUCCCGGAGCUUCAUCGUCAAAUACAGCCUCAAGUUGCACAUGAAGAAGUGUCACCCAAAUGUCUGAGUGAAGGGCCACGUGGCACCAGUGUUGUGUUCUGUACAUUUUAAAAAGAACAAAGGGUGCUUAAAGUUCACAAGUUAAGAGUUUGGCAAAGGCAAAGAAGGCGGGUUUAGACUCCAAGGGUUUAAAAUAAGUGUUUUCCCCACGUUUUAGACCUAAAUUAAGACUAUUAAUCACUAAGAUUUUUUUUAUUAACUGACAACUAUCUAGACAACCAGUUCAUCAUUCAAGGCAUUUUUCAAACAUUCUGAAAUGUGUUAAAUAGUUAUGUUUCUUUCUCUAAAGUGAAUCUUCUGACUUUUUGCUUUAUUGACUAAACAACUAAUAAAUAAAACAGCUGGCAGAUUAUUGUAUUAGGAGAUGCCUGAUUGUGGAAUGAAACCUGUUUUUAAUGAGCUUGGUGUGUACACAUGAGAAACCAGUUCACGGUUGUGUAAAAUGUUAAGAUACAGCAGAAAUGACAUGCAGUUUAUCAUUCUUAAUAAAGGCUCUGGAUUUCUAAUGUAUUAGUUACUGACUUUGUCAGCAUAGGUGUGAGUUUGUUGAAGGUCCACUCAGGACAAACUAAAAGGUAUUUAAAUGCACAGCUGAAGAGAACAUGACCAAUAUUGUGGUUACUUGAUGAAGU
Messenger RNA from Monopterus albus (swamp eel), 3303 nucleotides. RefSeq lists its product as uncharacterized. Gene Ontology annotation, cellular component: nucleus. Gene Ontology annotation, biological process: regulation of gene expression. The coding region runs from base 21 to 2678 and encodes 885 amino acids. The record is from RefSeq and is a predicted model, not a curated record. The transcript is spliced from 7 exons. Lineage: Eukaryota; Metazoa; Chordata; Actinopteri; Synbranchiformes; Synbranchidae.